Messenger RNA from Suillus subaureus, 997 nucleotides. RefSeq names its product ribosomal protein L24e-domain-containing protein. Gene Ontology annotation, biological process: cytoplasmic translation. Gene Ontology annotation, cellular component: cytosolic large ribosomal subunit. Gene Ontology annotation, molecular function: mRNA binding; structural constituent of ribosome. NCBI's taxonomy places the organism in Eukaryota, Fungi, Basidiomycota, Agaricomycetes, Boletales, Suillaceae. The transcript has 6 exons. The coding region runs from base 239 to 688 and encodes 149 amino acids. The record is from RefSeq and is a predicted model, not a curated record.
CCCCGGCAAUUCCGUCAAGGUAAGCAAGGAUCCAUGCCAUUUUUCUUCGCCAAACACCAUGGAUGCAUCCGUUCUGUUCAUGCGUGAAGUUGAGACGAAUUUCAGCCAAAGAUAGGCUGUAGGAGUGGUGGAUGAAUCAGACUGAUGACGGAUGACGUUUCUGGCUUGUCGCAUAUUCAUAUGAGCUUUGGGAAGGACGCAGACUGACUUAUUCCCGUCGUGCGCGCCGGUUUUAUAGAUGAAGGUCGAAAUCGACGCGUUCUCCGGUUUCCGUGUGUACCCCUCCAAGGGAAAACUCUUUGUCCGUGGAGACUCCAAAGUUUUCCGAUUCUCUAGUUCCAAGAACUCUUCCCUGUUCCUCCAGCGCAAGAACCCACGUAAGAUCGCAUGGACACAGGUCUACCGUCGCAUGCACAAGAAGGGUAUCACCGAGGAAGUUGCUAAGAAGCGUUCCCGCCGGACCGUGAAGCACCAACGUGGCAUCGUUGGUGCUGACCUUGCCACUAUCGCCGCCAGGCGUAACCAGACCGCUGCUGUCCGUAACCAGCAGAGAAUUUCGGCCAUUGCAAAGGCCAAGACUGAGAAGAAAGAGAAGGAGUCGAAAAAGGCCAAGCCUGCACGUGCGCCUGUUGCGAGUGGACCCAGGGUGUCGAAGCAGCAGAUGAAGGGUGGCAAGGGUGGCCGAUAAGCAGUUCUUUUGUUGUUGGCACAUGCCUAUGUAUCGCACAUUCCUUUCGACACGACUUCUCACGGGCAAAAAUCUAUGCUGCAUGCUUCCAUAUGAGCUGCUAAUCAUAUAAAAUUUGUUGGGAAUAAGACUGAUGAUACAAGUAUGUGCAAGUGUGGGAUAAGAUGGCCAGUCAAAAUUUCGGUGCGUGAUUAACAUGUUCUGGCGCAUACUUUACCUGCGCACUCCGUUAGGAAAUGCUAUGAGAGGUACUUGAAAAUUACCAUCUCGGUCGCCAGCUUGGCACAGCCACACUUUUGGUAGAAGGCU